This is a messenger RNA of Medioppia subpectinata, 213 nucleotides long. The record is from the annotation of a GenBank genome assembly. Lineage: Eukaryota; Metazoa; Arthropoda; Arachnida; Sarcoptiformes; Oppiidae.
AUGGGAGGGGUUAUGGAGUGUUGGGGUGGAAGGCAUUGGAAGGCAUUGGAAACCAUUGCUGUAUUCCUGUAUACGUAUCAGUGUGGUGUUAACGAAGAAGUGAUGUCAGACUCUGCUGUAGAAAAGACUGAGUCCAGAAGACGGGACUCCGGUUCCGAUUCGGGCGAAGACUCCAAGAACUGGCGCUCACUAUUGCCGCCGAAGAUCUGUUAA